Messenger RNA from Adelges cooleyi (spruce gall adelgid), 1509 nucleotides. RefSeq names its product protein ABHD1-like. Gene Ontology annotation, biological process: medium-chain fatty acid catabolic process; medium-chain fatty acid biosynthetic process. The transcript has 8 exons. The record is from RefSeq and is a predicted model, not a curated record. NCBI's taxonomy places the organism in Eukaryota, Metazoa, Arthropoda, Insecta, Hemiptera, Adelgidae. Bases 152 to 1354 code for a protein of 400 amino acids. Gene Ontology annotation, molecular function: acetylesterase activity; monoacylglycerol lipase activity.
AAAAAUAAUUAUUAUAACAUGUACAUAAAGUAAAACAUUUUUCAGUAUACUUUAUUUUCUUAAUUUUUACGCUUAUUUAAGAUUUUAACUUAAUUAUUCUUAUCAAUCUUUUUGAUUUAUUAUCUUAUAAUAGUUAUUCAUACAAAUUAAAAUGGACUCUUUCGUUAAUCAGAUAUUACAUUUUGGCUGUUCUUCUUCCUUGUAUGUUUUUGGACUCACUGCAAUUAUUGGAUUUACAUAUUAUUAUUUGACAUCUGUAGUCGAAGAACCUAAGUUACACUGCAAAGACGGCGAUUUCAAGAAGUUUCUUUACCAACAUGUACCUCUUACCAAAAAACACAUUUGGCCGUUGGCAUUGGGUUUUGGACCUGGUUUGAAUACUGUGAUAGCAUUUUGUGUUCGAUAUUUAUUUGUGCCGUCCGUAAAAUAUGACAGAGAACUGCUGGACCUUAAAGACGGUGGUCAUGUAGCAUUAGAUACUUUACAGCCAAAUGAAAAUUCAAUAAACGGAGACGUCACAAUUUUGGUAAUGCCUGGGUUUGGUAAUAGUUCUCAAAGUGGGUAUGUGAGAGCUGCAUCGUUGGCCUUACAAAAGUCUGGAUACCGUGUGGUUGUUUUUAAUUAUAGAGGAGUUGGGGGACUCAAAUUAAAGACGCCAAGAAGUUUUACCGGACACGAUUUAGAAGACGUUACAGAGGUAGUUAAUCAUGUAAAACAAAAGUACCCCAAAACCAUUUUGGGCGGCUUAGGAAUAUCGAUGGGUUGUACGCUGUUAGGAGUCUAUAUGUGUUCAAACGAACAAUACACUCACAAACGUUUAAGUGCAGCAAUGUUUUUAUCAGCGCCCUGGAAUGCACACUCUAUCGCAUCAUCUAUGUCGAAAAAUAUCACGGGCCGUAUGACUGAUUUGGCGAUGACACGUUACAUGAUAAACAGCUAUGUGAAAAGCAACAGCAAAGUCCUGAAUUGUCCAAACCAAAAAUGGAAUUACAACGACGUGAUUAAGUGUAAAACCGGAGUAGAAUUUUUUAGAAAUUACACAAUUAAGAUGUUGGGCUACAAUACGGUUGAAGAUUACUUUGAUUCGGUUUCAUUGCAUGACAAAAUAGACCGUUUUAAUAUACCAUGUUUGUGCUUAUCUGCUGCUGAUGACCCCCUAGUGUCCGAUAUACCUGUAGAACAAGCUUCCACCACAGAAAACGUUGCGAUUUUGUUAACGGCAAGAGGAGGACAUAUUGGAUUUUUUGAAAAUUUUAGGCCAUUUUCCGAAAAGGAAGAAUUCAUGAUAUGUAUUAUACGGCAAUACUUCGAUGCAAUAUUCAAAAACGAUAACUACAAAAAAUUUACUAAUUGAUUAACCGCUCUUGAUCCGUCUUUUUGUUGCUCAUUUGGGUUAAGUUAAGAUUAAUUAUAUAAUAAUAGGUAUACCAUGUUAGGUAAUAGGUACAAAACUAUAUUUUAUCGUUUAUCGUUUAUUACUUAUCUCUUAUCUCUUACUAUGUAUAAAUA